This is a messenger RNA of Chelonus insularis, 7220 nucleotides long. RefSeq names its product DEAD-box ATP-dependent RNA helicase 20-like. The coding region runs from base 233 to 2419 and encodes 728 amino acids. Gene Ontology annotation, cellular component: nucleus; ribonucleoprotein complex; cytoplasm. Gene Ontology annotation, molecular function: ATP binding; RNA helicase activity; RNA binding. NCBI's taxonomy places the organism in Eukaryota, Metazoa, Arthropoda, Insecta, Hymenoptera, Braconidae. The record is from RefSeq and is a predicted model, not a curated record. The transcript has 4 exons.
UCUUGCUUUAUUAUUGGUCCUUUAGCCAUCACGUGAUUCCACGGAAAUUGCGUCACGUACAGUAAAUCUUUACUCGCUGCUCAUUUCCGUCUUCCCUUUGCCUGUUAGCCAUUGUCGACUCUGUUCACCGGGUUUACGGAGUUUGAUUGGCAAGAGCUAAUAUCGUUGGAGAAAAAAGGCGUGUUAUUCGAAAAAAAGUCAUCACAACUGGAUUAUUAUAAAGCUAUACAAAAUGUAUAGCAACGGGUAUACAAAUCAAACUUCCUACAGACCUAGAAGUAACAGGGAAUAUGGCAACAGAAAUGUGAGUGGCACUUAUUGGAAUAGUCAACAACAACAACAGCAGCAGCAACAAAAUCAGAACAUGAAAUUCAAUCCGAAAAAUACGAAAAAGCAAAUUCAGAAAAAGUGCCCUGGCGACUUGUUGAAAAAACCUAAUUGGGAUUUAGAGUCAUUACCAUUAAUUACAAAGAAUCUUUAUGUACCUCAUCCAAACAUAAGAAGUCGUUCCAAUGAUGAUGUUGCACGUUAUCAUAUGGGAAAAGAAAUUACAGUCAAAGGAAAUAAUACUCCAUUACCUAUUCAAGCUUUCGAAGAGAGCAACUUCCCAGACUAUGUCAUGCAGGAAAUUUGUAAACAAGGAUUUAAAGAACCAACUGCUAUUCAAGCUCAAGGUUGGCCUAUUGCUCUUAGUGGUCGCGAUCUAGUUGGCAUUGCUCAAACUGGAUCAGGAAAAACAUUAGCAUAUAUUCUACCGGCAACUGUACACAUUAAUCAUCAACCACGAUUAAGUCGUGGAGAAGGACCGAUUGUGUUAGUUUUAGCACCAACACGAGAAUUAGCUCAACAAAUUCAAACAGUUGCUCGAGAUUUUGGAUCAUCGUCAUGCAUUCGCAACACUUGUAUAUUUGGCGGAUCUCCAAAAGGACCACAGGCUCGUGAUCUUGAACGCGGGGUUGAAAUUUGCAUCGCCACACCUGGACGUCUUAUCGAUUUCUUAGAAAAAGGUACAACUAAUCUAAAAAGAUGUACUUACCUUGUUUUGGAUGAAGCUGACAGAAUGUUAGAUAUGGGAUUCGAGCCACAAAUUCGUAAAAUUAUUGAACAAAUCAGACCUGAUCGUCAAGUUCUUAUGUGGUCGGCAACGUGGCCUAAAGAAGUACAAGCACUCGCAGAAGAUUUUCUUACCGAUUAUAUCCAAAUUAAUAUUGGUUCUUUGACUUUAGCUGCAAAUCACAAUAUCCGGCAGAUUAUAGAAAUUUGUCAAGAACAUGAAAAAGAAACUAAGCUUUCCGAAUUACUUCGUGAGAUAGGAUGUGACCGAGGAAACAAGACAAUAAUAUUCGUAGAGACAAAGAAGAAAGUUGAUGAUAUCACAAAAGCAAUAAAACGUGAAGGAUGGUCAGCCAUUGCUAUUCAUGGAGAUAAAUCACAACCAGAACGUGAUUAUGUUCUGAACGAAUUUAGAAGUGGAAAAACAUCUAUUCUAGUAGCUACAGAUGUUGCAGCAAGAGGUCUUGAUGUUGAAGAUGUUAAGUACGUUGUUAAUUUUGAUUAUCCUAACAGCUCUGAAGAUUAUAUCCAUCGUAUUGGUAGAACUGGUCGUUGUCAAGCUGCUGGAACUGCUUAUGCAUACUUUACUCCCAACAAUGCUCGACAAGCGAAAGAAUUAAUUUCCGUUCUUGAAGAAGCUGGCCAAAAUAUCAAUCCUCAAUUAGCUGACCUAGCUAACGCACAGAAAGCACAAUAUGGAAAAGGUCGUCAACGUUGGAACAAUUCACGCUCUAGUAAUAAAGAUAAUGUGAGCACUAGCUCAAGAGGUAAUUCGAGUCCAGCAUCAAGUACCGGCUGGCCCAGUACCAAUCAGCAUUCAAACAUGCAUUAUCAGCAAAACAACCACACACAAAACGAAAGACAGAAUAUGCAUCGGCAGCAAAAUGGAUACGUAUCAAAUCACGUAUCACGUCAGCAAAACAAUUGGCCAAGUCAGUACAAUUACAAUCAACAACAACGUCAAAAUAAUUCUGGAUAUCAACAGCAGCAGAAUGGUUAUCAUCAGCAAGCUCCAACUACUUGUCCGUCUCAAACUUAUCAAUCUACUCAAAAUAACUCUCGUUAUCAACCUCGUAAUUCAGGAUAUCAAAACAAUCGCAACAUGAAUACUCCACGACAAAAUCCAACUUAUAAUGGCAAUCAAAAUGGACAAGGAGUUUAUUCAAUGCCUCCACCAUUCCUUAUGCCUUCUGGUGGACAUACAGAGUCUGGAAUUCAGAGUUUAGUUAGCAACAAGUUCUUCCAGACAAACCGUCCACCACCUACUGCCAAUCCUUGUGCUUAUCAAUCAAUGGGAUAUGGACAAUUCCAUCAAGCUGUUUCACCUUACGGGUACCCUUACCCUCCAACACCAGUUCAACAGUGAAAGGUAAAUUAAUUAAGGUUUGCGUUCAAUAAUAAUCAGUGAUUACAGUCAAUGCAGAUUUUAUUAUAAAUGCAUUGACAUUUUUCACAAGUCGCCAAUUAAAUGAGGUGAUUCACUUCUAAUUCAUAUUUUCAUCAUCCGAUAUUUUAUUAUUAUUCUAAUUUUUUUCUGGUUAAAUGGUUAUUGUUUGUACUUUUCUGGAAUGAUGCACAUUGGCCAUUAUCCUUCAGCGUUGACUGAAGUAUUUUAAUAUUAAUAGACACAUUAUUUACUUCAAUUUGAAAAAUUUAUCGUAAUAAUUUGUCAACUUAUUUAUAUUCUAAGGCCUAUUAAUACUUUCUUGUGAUUAAGUAAUUGUUCUUUCAAAGUACUUUGCUUAUUCGUUUAAUAUUUUAUAAAGUACAAUAUCACUUAAAACUAAACGUGGGAGAAUUAAUGAUGAAUAUAAUAAAAAAAUUAAAAAAACUAUGCGCCAAUAUUUGGAGGCACAUUCCAGUCGAGUCUUAAUGUUAGUAAUAGCUCGAUGGUAUAAUUAAUUAUAUAUUAAUAUUAAUAAUCUUAAACAAAUAUUUCAACAUGACCACAAAUAUAGAUAAAAGAUGGUCAUUGAUAUGCUAAUUGAAUAGUAAUCUCUUUGCGAUAAUUAUGUAAACUAUCUGUAUGCUUUUUUGAAAUGCACGAAACGUAUAGAAGGGGGGUGGGUUAGGAUUAACGAUUUAUAAUAUUAAUUUAAAAUUUUUCGUAUAUGCUGAAGACGUUCAACAAAAAAGGCCUUUUGCAUAAAAAUUAAGCCCUGCGUCCAAUGAAAAAUAAUAAAUGUAUCUUUUUAGGCGAGACUGGAUUUGUGUCUCGAUUUAAAUGUCUUUCGGUAAAAAAAAACUCUUGAAAUUAAUUUGAGAGCAGGAUUGACUGAUAUCAAAUGGCCCACAUUUGAAAUAGAAUUAAAUAACUAUAAUAUAAAAAUAAUAAAAUAAUAAUGAGUGAGAUAAAAGAUGGGCGAAUAGUUGCAUGGCUGUGCAUCACAUAGCAGAGCUCGGUACUUUAUUUUUGUAUGAAAAAAAGUAAUUUGUUGUUAAAUCAACGAAUUAUAUGAAACAAAUGUUGUUUGAUAUUUAUGCAACUGGCCACCAAGUGGUCCCAAUUUGCGCAUUGUGCAGGCUGUGGCUGCGAUUUAAUAAAUCCCAAUCGUACCUGUUUUAGUUUGACGCAUUAAAAGAUUAAAAAAAAAUUUAGUGAAAAAUUUUUUUUCCAUCGUUUAUGUUUAAUUUAAACAGUACAAGUUUAGAUUGCUUAUAACAUUAAUUAUAUAACAUUAAUCAGUUUGAUAAGCUGCAUAAAGAUGAUGCUACUAUUAUCCAACAUGUACUACGAGUCCAUUAGUGUUUUCCGUAACUUUAAAGAAAAAACGGCUCGUGUAGGGCAGUUCCUUUUUCAAUAUUUGGAAAUUGAAUAGCCGUAUACUGCAUUUUAAUAUGAAAUAAAAUAAAAAUGAGAUAAAAAUUUAAUGCCUUAAUCAUAAUGAGGAUCUCUAUGACCAACAAACAAUUUAUUGCAUAUUACGGUCCUCCAUAAUUAUCUCACGUCUGGUCGAUUUUUUAAUAUAUCAUUCAUUGAUAUUGAUGUAGUUAUUUAUAUUAGGCCAUUUGUUAUAAUUAUUAUUAAUGUUAUAGUUAUUAUUAUUAUCGUUUAUAUUAUUAUAAUGUUAUUAUAUUGUAUUUGUUCAAGUAGCCUCAUACAACGCACACGAACUAGUAGCUCUAUUGAAAAAUUAACAAUUAUUUUAUUCAGUUGUAGUUUUUAGGUUUAUGUAUUCUCUAUUACUCAAUUUGAUUUCUGCACUCAGUAUAGAAAUCGACAGACGCUGAGGUUUGAAUUAAAAAUAAUGAAAAAAAAAAGAAAAAAAAUAAGAAACAAAAAUUAUCAAUAAUGAAUGUUGGAGGCUGCCGUACAUUAAUGUAUACUUUCUAUCGAAUUUCGAUGUAAUAUUUUUUAUCAAAUACUAUUGAAUUUACAUUAAUAUAAAAAUGAUAAAAUUACAGGGGAAAUGAUAAAUAUUUGAUUUUUUUCCCUCUUUUAAUAAUAAUUAAUAAUACAUGAUUAGAAAAUAUAUAAAAUAAUAGACAUCCAGGUAUCGAUAGAAAGAUUACAUGUAGAUCUGUGAUAUGUAAAAUGUAGUAGCGCAAAGAAACUAUUCUGCUGUGUUACAUCGUCUAAAAAUAGGGAACGUAUCUCAUCAAUUUUAUAUAUGUGGUAUACCAUAUCAUGUUAUUACGAUGAAAACCCUGCUAUCGACUGGUAAAACAAAGAUUAAUCAACAAAGAAGAAAAAUUGAAAUAUUGUAAAUUGAAGCAGUUAAUGAGUUUCUCAGCAAUUGGUAUAAUUAAUAAAUAUACGAAUUAAUGAAAGAAAUAAUAAUGAACUGUAUUAAAAAGGGUGUGUGAGAGGUGAGAGAGAAAACAAAAUAAAACAGAAAAUUUAUGAAAAAUAAAUAGUAAAGUAGAAUAAACGGGGCAACGACGAGACCUCUGCUAUCUGAUACUCUUACUCUACUCCGAUUGUUAGUUAGGUAUAUUAAGGAUAGCUAAGAAUUAUUUUUUGAAAGUAAAUAAUUAAAAGUAAAAAAAGAGCAACAGGAUAAAAUACGUGUUGAAAACAAAAAAUAUCUAUGGGUGUUCGCAUAUAUAGAUUUAAUGAUUAAUAAUUAUGUGCUAAUACAGUUAAAAAAAAACAACACGCACAUAUAAAAUAGAUAGUGAUCGCUUGUUGAAAAAGAAGAGAAACUAACAAAAUAAUAUAACGUGUCGCCAAUUGAUGAGAAAGAUAGGCGUGCAAGAAUUACUUAGUAUUCGACCCAGUUAUCAGUCGUGAUUGCUGUGUAUAAUAAAAAAUUAAUAAACCUUUGUUAAAAUAGAUUCGUAAAGAAGGUAUUUGAUCAAAUGCCAAGUGAAACAAGGCGAUCAAAAAAUAAUAUAAAAGAACGGAGAAGGUUUUUUUUUCAUCAUUAUUGACCUAUACGAUGAGAGGGUUAAUUUUUUUCCUGUGCUUAUAAAUCAUCAAUCAGUAAUAAAUGAUGAGUGAUAAGUAAUUAUUAAUACGCGUGAAUGUCGCGUGCGCCUCAGUAUAUAAUACAAUGUAUUUGUAGUUUUUUUCUUUAGUGAAUUGGCUGAAGAAAUAACAAUUUUGUAAUGAAUAAUGAAAAAUAAUUGUUAAAAUAAACUCGAGUACCUUAAUUGUAACGCUGAGCGCUGUGAUAUGUCGCGUACAUGUACGUUUUUUUAUAUUGUUAUUAAAAAUGUCGGUGUGCAUAUUAACAAGUAUCUCCCUUAUAAAACAAGACUGAUCUUUGCCACAUAAUGAACACAAUUGAUAAGCAAUCGCGAACGCGUUUGUAUAACUGUCGAUACAUCCAUUUGUAUAUUAAAUAUUUAUUAAAAAUAUUUUACAUAAUUGUACUGAUGCCGUCCGCGAUAUAUUAAUUAACAAAAACAAACGGCUACUCAUAUUAAUUUAGUCUCGUGAUUUGUCUAGAGUUUUUUUUUUAUUUAUAUUUAUAAUAAUCUUCCAUUGUCUUAUUAACAAAUGACUUUCACUCCGUUCUCUAUUGAGUUACGUGUAGUCUUAUUUAAUGACUAUAAAUACAUGAAGUAACUAUCAUUAUAAUGAAGAAAGAAAAAAAUAUAACCUAUUAACGUUAUAUAUACUAAAUAUCUAUAUAUUAAAUAUUUUUUAUUGAUUUUUUCAUAAUGGAACACCUACCUUUCUCGAGAAUGUGACACGCCGAUUAUAUUGUAACUAUAAAUUAAUUGAAAAUUUGCAAUCUUUACUAUGCGACACCAUCUCGUUAUUUGUUAAUAUAUACCCUUCUCAAGUAAUUGAUCCAUUAGAUAAUUAAUUUAUUAAUAAUAAUUAUUAUUUUUUAUUGACAAACUUAUUUCCGUACAAAACUUGUCAAAUUUGUUGUCUUAUAGAUUUAACAAUUGACUGUUGAAGCUUUCUUAAAAAUAUAUUCUUGAAUUUUCAUAGUUAAAAGAAAUUCAUCUAAAAAAUCUAGUCAAAAUCAUUAUCAUACUUCAAUUAUCAUUCAAAUAUCUCAGUGUACAGGUACACUUAUAUUCUUUUUCGACACAUGAAAAAGAAAAAAAAAUUUUUUGACUACUGAUUAUUAUCAUUAUUACUAUAUUAUUAUUAUUAUAAUUAUUAUUAUAAAAACUAAAAAGUAAUAAAUGAAAUGAAAAAUAAGGAGGAUGAUUGUAUAUUUAAUAAUAAUCAGGCGGAUUUAACAGGCUUGUGUAAGUUUUAUAUUUGAUACUAGUUUGUGAUACUAAAUGAAACGAGAGUACCAAGAAGCCGUUUCCUGGUCGUUAGCCGAAUGUUUAUUCCAGUCAAAAGUUAGUUAUUUCAAGAAGAAGAUAAACUUUUUAAACAUUAAAAAUGCAAUGUAAGAAAGUAAGAGAGAAAGAGAUAGUGAGAGAAAGAGUCGUAAGCAGUGGCAGUUAAUAAUGAAAACGAAAUAAAAAUAAUCAUAUUUAUUUUCUGACCAUGACAAAAUGUAUUUGGAAAAAUAACGUGAUAUAUAGGCGUACGUGUGGUAUAAAAACAAUACAUAAUGUGUUGUUAAAAAAUUCUUGAACUAACAAGAAAAAACAUGAAAAGUUUGAAUAACAAACAUUUUGAUGUAGGAAAAAAUUUAAUGAAGGAACACCCAAUGUAGUGUCGUUAUCGCCUUCUAUAAUUUUUUUUUUAAGUUGAUAAGAAGUUGGAUAAGAGAAUGAAAGACAAUUAGAUUCAACGCCCCUGAAAA